Molecule: messenger RNA, 990 nt
Organism: Cantharellus anzutake
Lineage: Eukaryota; Fungi; Basidiomycota; Agaricomycetes; Cantharellales; Hydnaceae
Product: NmrA-domain-containing protein
Exons: 10
Coding region: 32-973 (313 amino acids)
Source: RefSeq, a predicted model, not a curated record
UACUUUGCAUCUUUCAUCUAAACCAUUAAUCAUGUCUAACGACAAGAAGAUCAUUGCUGUUCUCGGAAGCACUGGAGUCCAAGGAGGCAGCGUCGUUCGUUCUCUUCUCGCCGACGGAACCUUUGCCGUCCGAGGACUUACUCGCAACGUAAAUGGAGAGGCAGCCACAAAGCUCAAAGAGGCCGGAGCCCAAGUCGUCUUUGCAGAUUUGGAGGAUGUCGAGUCGCUUAAAAAGGCUUUUAAGGGCGUAUAUGGCGUGUUCGGUGUUACUGUUUGGGCUCUGUAUCUUGGUGUCGACAAGUUCGAUCAGGAUAAAUCUCGCGAUCAUGAGACUCAACAUGGGAAGAAUAUCGUUGAUGCUGUCGAGUCAGAAGGGAUCAAACAUCUGGUCUGGAGCACGCUGGAACCUACCGAGAGCUCUGAUUUGCACGUAUAUCACUUCGAGAGCAAAGCCAAUGUGGAUAAAUACAUUGCGGCGAGGAAGGUUCCCGCCACACUCCUAUUCACGAGUGUCUUCUUCAGCAAUCUAACCAGGAUCCCUGGGUGGUUGAAAAAGGAAGGAGAUACCGUCAAAGUCGAAAUCCCAAUUCCUCACGACGUACCUAUCCCUUGGUACGAUGCACGAGGGACAGGAGAUUGGGUCGUGCCCAUCUUAAAAAACCCAGACAAAUGGAUUGGCAAGAGGGUGGAUGCUUAUGGAAGUUCCAACACACCAGAGCAAGUCGCGGAAGUUUUGAAAAAGAAGACGACAGGGAAAAAUAUCGUUCUGACCAAGUUCACCGAUGAGCAGUUCCACUCUGCAGAGUUUCGUAAAACGCCGAUCGGCGCUGAGCUCUGGUUGAACAUGAAGUUCGUUGCCGUUGGAGGAUUGAUUCGAGACCCGGAACUCUCAAAGCAAGUCAACCCAAAUGCUUUUGACCUCGAGCAAUUCGUCGAGAAGGACGAAGCCCUCAAAGCCUUCCUUUCUUCGUAAGCUCGGCCGGAUUGCAU